AUGACGCACGAUUCGACCCAAAGCACUCCUAGCUCUCAUACAGCAGAUGGACACCUGAAGCGCCGUCCCCGAAAGCCACUAAGCUGUGAGCCCUGCAGGCACUCUAAACUCCGAUGCGAUCGUCAACUGCCCUGCGCGACGUGCUUGCGAAGGGGUUGGCAAGCCUCUUGCUCAUACGCCCCUUCGAGCUGCCGGCGCGCGCCUCAACGGCGGCGGGCUCUACCCCCUAUUAGCCGGCCCUCAUUGCAGCCACAGCAUCAGCCUUCCGAGCUAUCGGAGCCGGAGGGUGAGUCGGUCUUGCCCCGAAGUCAAAGUCCGGAGGCGAUCCAGAGCCGAUGGGAUGCCGUCCUAUGUCGGCCGCCGGUCGAGCCGACUCCCCCAGCUCCCACGGAUGUUCCCUUCACCUUGUCCUUUGGCCCAAGCAAGCCAGUCACCGAACUCCUUGCGGUGCUACCGCCUGACCCCGUCUGCGAGUAUCUAGUCACCCGUUACUUCGCAACACUCUCUCCACUUUUCCACAUUCUCCAUGGUCCGACGUUCCAGAAGCAGUACUGGGCGUUCUUACAAAAUCCUCAACAAGCGGAUCUCUCAUGGCUGGCACUUCUCUACGCCAUUUGCGGAUUGACUCUCAAGACUGUCCCUCCCACCGAUCCCGGUCUGUCAGAGCUAUGGGAAGACUCAUCUACGCCCCGGGAUCUUUCCGGCUUAUCACUUCGGUGUCGAGAGGCAGCCAUGAUGUGUCUUUCACAGGAUCAGUUCCUAGUCCGACACAAUCUCAACACUCUUGAAGCACUGCUGAUCCUGAUUCACACCAUCGCCAAUACUGAAGGAACUGAAUAUGGCUGGGUCCUGCUGGGAAACGCGUUGCAUAUCGCCAUCGCUCUCCGCUGCCAUAGUAAUGGUGAUGCGUCCAACUUCAUCGAAAGAGAGCGUCGCCGACGCUGCUGGGCGGGAAUUUUGAUCCUUCACACCGACCAGACACUUCUCUAUCGGGAUAUUGACUUGUCCUCUCUCGCCAACAUGAAAGCCACGAUGCCAGCCGACGCUAACGACGAUGAGAUACAAGAGCAUGCCAUCUUGACACCACCAGCUCAGGCUUCAUCCCGUCGAGUUACGCAUAUGUCGCUCAUCAGGUUUCACUUUCAACUCUUUCAACUAUCAACCCGAGUUCAUAGUCAUGUGUCCGGCCCAAACCAGCUCAAUGAAGCGGCACUCGGCCCAUUUGACGCCGAGAUAUCGGCGCAGCAACAGCAGUGGGACUCUCUGUAUCUCGUCAAUGGCGCAAGAAGCAUCUUGGAUACUGCGGGUUAUGCGCAUUGGUGCAUUCUACAGACCUAUGCACAUCAGCUUUACCUGCUUCUCCAUCGCCCAUUCCAUCACUCUCGAUCAACCCGAUUCCGACCAGAAUCCAGAGACAGAUGCGCUCAAUCCGGUUUGGCAUUGCUGGACAUACAUCGUCAAUUCUUCCAGCUUCCGAGGUUGAAGUGUUAUCGCUGGCUCGUCAAUGGCACAAUUAGCUGCAAUGCACUCCACGGAGCUGUUGCUCUCACUUCGUGCCUAUUGGAUAUGCCCAACGACGCCGACUUUACCGAGCACUUGGCGGUGAUUGAUGCUGCGGUAGUACGCUUAGAGUGCCUGAAAAGAAAGAGUCCAGCUUGUUCGCACAUUUACCCCAUCUUGCGCUGCCUCCAAUUACGCUUGUCACGAGCCUCGCCACCAUCUCCGGCCAGAGAGUUGGCCGAAAGUAGAUUUGAAGACUGGGUUAGCAACGUUGACUGGUUUAGGCCUGAUGCAAUAGAUUGGGACUUUUGGGAUGGAGACUUUUCCACCCCCCAGGCCGACGACGAUCUUACGGCCACUACUUAG
Molecule: messenger RNA, 1866 nt
Organism: Fusarium vanettenii 77-13-4
Lineage: Eukaryota; Fungi; Ascomycota; Sordariomycetes; Hypocreales; Nectriaceae
Exons: 3
Coding region: 1-1866 (621 amino acids)
Biological process (GO): regulation of DNA-templated transcription; DNA-templated transcription
Cellular component (GO): nucleus
Molecular function (GO): DNA binding; zinc ion binding; DNA-binding transcription factor activity, RNA polymerase II-specific
Source: RefSeq, a predicted model, not a curated record